AAGAGCAGGAAAGGAUUGAGGAAAAGAGGAGACGGGAGGAUGCGGAGAAGGCUAGAAAGGAAAAGGAAGAAAAUGAGAGGUUGGCACAGCUGAGGAGAUUGGAGGAACAGAAAAAGAUUGAAGAAGAAGAGAAGUUAAGGAAAGAAGAGGAGGAGAGGAAGCUGAAGGAGGCGCAAAGAGCUGCUGAACUGAUCUCUACAAAUCCAUUUGAUGAGGAAACUCCCAACUUUUCCUCUGAAUCUCAGAACCAAAGAGGCAAAGAGGAAACUGUAAAUCAAAGAUGUGAUCCGGCUCUGGUUUCGGAAGGAAGCCGCCCCGUUUCCUGUGAAGAAACGGACCCGAUUAGGACUCAGAGGGAGAAGAGGCCAGCUCCUCGACCUCCUGGAAGUGACCAAGAUGGGAGCCAAAGAUGGAAAGCGCAGGAUGUAGCUGAGCAGGCACAAAUUAACAAGCUAAACCCAGAGAGUGACGUCAAAACUGGCAACGUGGUCUCUGCGCGCUUGAUGAAAAAGAUCCCUCUGCAGAACAAGCCUCCGGCAGACUCGAAAAACACGCAAAGCUCAACUCCAACCUCUGAAAUCCUGACAGCCAAACAUGGCAAACGCCCUGCACCGACUAGACCUCAACCUGCUGCAAAAGACUCGUCUGAAUUGAAAACAAUUUCUUCUGCCGGCAAAAUUCCCCAAAUGGGUGCAACUGAGAAAGAACAAGUUUUGCCUAUUCACGGCUUAAACCCAUUUGAGGAUGAACUCUCAGAUCAAGAGGAUUCCUCCGUCUCUGCUCCUGUUUGCUGGCCUCCAGCGCUGACGGCAGAUGGAGCAAAACUCAAAUCCUCCAAGAUGGCUCGUGCUCCUGCACCGCCCGCUAAGAGUGAUGCCAGCGGUGGAGACGAUCUCAUAAAUAAAGGAUUAGCUGACACAAAUGACCAACAACGUGACGGUGCAGGUCACAUGCAUGUGAACAAUGGUCCAAACAAAGACUCUCAGCACAUGAAAACACCAGAAAAACCUCCAAGUUCACGCAGACUUCUUCCAGUGAAACCUCUUCAUCCUUCCGAUCAGCCCUCUACUUCACCUUUUCAAGAAGAUACCAAAUCUCCAGGAAUCGGCUACGAACUGCAGGCUAAAAAUAAGGCUGAUGAUACUGUGAUGACAGGACCGUACUCCCAGCUGACCAGGGAGGAACUGAUCUGUCUGGUGUUGAAACAGGAGAGCCAGCUCUUGGAGAAACAGGGGAAGAUAUCAGAGCUGGAACAGUAUAUCGACAACUUACUGGUGCGCGUCAUCGAGGAGCAGCCAAGUAUCCUGAUGUCCUUGUCUGCCGUCCCUAAGAAAGUUGCCUAAGUUUACUUUAUUCUUGCAGUAUGUGUGUUUCUUUUAGUGUGAGUUUGUUUCCUAACUUUACUUCUUAAAGAAUUUUUCAUUAAGAAGGCUUUGGUACUUGAUCUGUCUUUGUAGCUGCUUUACAUCAAGGUUGAUACUUUGAGAAAUGAAUAUGAGAAAAUUGAAACAAAUUAAUUUCUUGAUCUGACAGUAAAAGCUCAGAUUUUCUGUGUCUAAUUGUUUAACAAUCUAAAUGCCCUCAUGCGAGUAUAUAAUUUUCUUUUUCUUAUUAUACUGUACGUGAUGGCAAAACAAAAUGAUUCAUAAUGUCUUUUUUUUCUUCCAAUGAAAAAUAGCUUUUACUACACUGUUGAACAACACACCUGUAAAGGAUGUUUUUCUGUCCUAAAUGUUAAAGAUUUAAAUAAUUUGCCAAUUUCAAAUGCACUUUAAUCAGCCUCUUGAAACUGAAAUGUUAAAUACUGAAUUACUGUAUCAUUAAAUUACUGCUGUAUUCUAUUUUUUGAAAUAAAAGUAACAUUUUAAACA
Oryzias melastigma (Indian medaka) is the source of this 1871-nucleotide messenger RNA. RefSeq names its product trichohyalin. Lineage: Eukaryota; Metazoa; Chordata; Actinopteri; Beloniformes; Adrianichthyidae. The record is from RefSeq and is a predicted model, not a curated record. Gene Ontology annotation, biological process: regulated exocytosis. Gene Ontology annotation, cellular component: intracellular membrane-bounded organelle. Gene Ontology annotation, molecular function: small GTPase binding.